Messenger RNA from Gastrolobium bilobum, 1557 nucleotides. Its product is annotated as biotin carboxyl carrier protein of acetyl-CoA carboxylase, chloroplastic-like. Lineage: Eukaryota; Viridiplantae; Streptophyta; Magnoliopsida; Fabales; Fabaceae. Gene Ontology annotation, cellular component: acetyl-CoA carboxylase complex. Gene Ontology annotation, molecular function: acetyl-CoA carboxylase activity. The transcript is spliced from 7 exons. The record is from RefSeq and is a predicted model, not a curated record. Bases 301 to 1164 code for a protein of 287 amino acids. Gene Ontology annotation, biological process: fatty acid biosynthetic process.
CAAAAUUUAUUGUUCUUAGUUGGUUGAAAAUGUGACGUUGAUGUUCUCGUUGUUAUCAUCGAAGCCACAGUGUAAAAAUCGCACUGUUCUUCCUUCCUUCCUUGUCUCCAUCAACCAUUGCUGUGUUCCGCUUUUCCCUUUUCACGUCAUUCCCCACACUCUCUUCGAUCUCAUCGCCACCAAAACCCCUUAUAUUCUCACCGACCCACUUCGCCAUUUCCAUCAUUUUGUGUAGAUCACUGUGCCAUUUGAGCUCUUAAACAGGAAAAAUCCGUUUUUGAUUCGUGGGGUUUGUUCCAAAUGGCGUCUUUCACGAUCCCUUGCCCCAAGUGCCUUUCUUUUGCUCAUUUGGGAUUAAAUUCUCAAACCCUGCAACAGAACAUGCAUACCGUCUCGUGUCAGAGCAGGUUGGGGUUGAAGAAGUCCCUUUCAUUUGGAUCUUUGAGUUGUGAUUCAGCACCAACUGGGAUUCAGUGCCUUAACAGGAAGCAAUUUUCUGUCUGGAAAGCACAACCUAAUGAGGCUGCCACUGUUGAAAGUUCUUCAAAUUCUGCCCCGGUGCUGGUUAAAGCUCCUUCACCAAAAGAGAGAGAUGACCAAAAUGGAAAACCCUCUGGUCCAAGCACUUCUACAGAUGCAUCUUCAAUUUCUACAUUUAUGAAUCAAGUUUCAGAACUUGUUAAACUUGUGGAUUCUAGAGAUAUUAUGGAGCUGCAUCUUAAGCAAGCAGACUAUGAGCUCAUGAUAAGAAAAAAGGAAGCUUUGCAGCCUCCACCAGCUCCACUUUCUCAACCAUAUCCCUAUCCUGCACAUCCUUAUCUGCCUGCACCACCACCACCACCAGUUGCUAGUUCUGCUCCUGCAAGUCCUCCACCUUCAAAAGCAGCUCUUGCCUUACCUUCACCUGGAAAAACCAGCGCAUCGUCUCAUCCACCACUGAAAUGUCCAAUGGCAGGAACCUUCUAUCGGUGUCCAGGACCUGGUGAACCACCAUUUGUAAAGGUGGGAGAUAAAGUGCAGAAAGGGCAGGUUAUUUGCAUUAUUGAGGCUAUGAAACUGAUGAAUGAAAUUGAGGCUGAUCAGUCAGGAACAGUAGCUGAGAUACUAGUAGAGGAUGGGAAAUCAGUCAGUGUGGACAUGCCUCUUUUUGUAAUUGUACCAUGAGUACCGGCAGGGACCUUUGAAGUUGAUGGAAACUUCCCAUGUCACAAGAUUGUGAUAAUGGCACAAGAUUUUCAUCAUUCAGAAAGUUCUUGUGCCAUAAUGUUUGUCCCAUUCUAUUAAAUCCUUCUUCUCUAUUUGUUUAAGAGACAUUUUAGACAUAAAAGCCCCAGCAUGUCUGAAGGAACAUUGGAAUUUGUAAUUUUAACAGUAUUAGUAUUUGUAGUCUAAAAGUUUUGUGCUUUUGGUUUCUGAACGGUUCCUCAUUCGUGUAUGAACCUGCUGGCUGGUUUUACAAACAUUUGUUAUGGCAUGUUUAUGUUGGGGUUAAAGAUGUGUUAAAAUUAAAACAAUCUUUUUUUUUUUUGAGUUAAUCCAACUCUAAUUAUCUCUGAG